AUGGACAAGGGUGAAGCUCCCAAUCACUUCCCGAAGCCAAAAACGCACCCGAAGAAGACCAUGGUGACUGUGUGGUGGUGUGCCACAGGUGCAAUCCACUUCAGCUUUAUGAAAAAUGGCGAGGCCAUCACCGCAGAGAAGUACUGCAAAGAACUGGAAGAAAUACGUGGAAAAACUCCAACUUCCUUGCCUGGCGUUAUUGAACAGAAAGGGCCCGAUUUUUCUACACGACAAUCCCGGCCACACAUUUCAAAGGUGACGUUACUGGAGCUGAACGAGUUAGGCUACGAGACUCUGCCUCAGCCACCAUAUUCGCCAGACCUUUUGCCAACCGACUACCACGUUUUCGAACACCUGGACAGCUGCCUAAGAGGUAAAAUCUUCCUAAAAUAA
Molecule: messenger RNA, 393 nt
Organism: Necator americanus (New World hookworm)
Lineage: Eukaryota; Metazoa; Nematoda; Chromadorea; Rhabditida; Ancylostomatidae
Exons: 1
Coding region: 1-393 (130 amino acids)
Biological process (GO): replication fork processing; DNA double-strand break processing; double-strand break repair via nonhomologous end joining
Cellular component (GO): nucleus; site of double-strand break; condensed chromosome
Molecular function (GO): single-stranded DNA endonuclease activity; histone H3K4 methyltransferase activity; histone H3K36 methyltransferase activity
Source: RefSeq, a predicted model, not a curated record